AUGGCGAAUAAGUUUGGAUUAGGUUCUUUACCUUUAGAAACUAAAAAACCUAACACUACAGCGUGGAUAAAUAAAGCCAAACCUUACUUCCUGGAUCAAAUCGGAGACACUCUUCAAGUAAAUAAAGGACAUUUAAACGAAAGAAUAGGCGAUGUGAAAAGAUUCUUCAAACGUCAACUAAAUAAUAAAGAUUUUAUUGAUGAUACUAAAUUACAACAAGAAGUAACAAGUUUAAAAAAUUUUAUUCAACAACAAUUAUUCAAUGUAGUAGAUAAAACUCAGUUACAAACUUUAAGUUCAUUAAUAUCUAAUUUAGAUGAUAAGAUUACAAAGCAAAAAAUAGAUCUUAAACAACUAAUAGCCAAUAUUAAUCCAGGUAUAAGUGAAGACAAAUUGCAACGGGAAUUAACUAAAUUUAAAACUGAAUUACAAAAAGAAAUAACAAAUAUUAAACAACAAAUGCAAAACAUACAUGAUAGCGAAAUCAAAACCUAUAUUCAACAACAAAUACAGAACAUUGAUGAUAGUGUUAUUCAACAACAGAUAACCACUAUUAAUAACCUAGUUUUAAAACAAGACAAAAAUAUAGUCGCAUUAGAAAAAAAGUUUCUCAAGAAAGAAUCAUAUUAUUUCAAUCUUCCAUUUGGAAAAGAGAGAGAUUACGAUAUUUCUAUUACUGAUAAUAUUGAUAGAUCAAAAGACUAUGAAUAUAAAAGGUAUGGAUUUACAGCAAAUAUAAGAGUAUAUUUUAUUCCAGAUAGUGAUCCCCCCCCAAAAUAUUUUUGA
This is a messenger RNA of Lottia gigantea (owl limpet), 786 nucleotides long. RefSeq lists its product as hypothetical. Bases 1 to 786 code for a protein of 261 amino acids. The record is from RefSeq and is a predicted model, not a curated record. Lineage: Eukaryota; Metazoa; Mollusca; Gastropoda; Lottiidae. The transcript is spliced from 2 exons.